GAUAGUCAAAGACGGUCAAUUCAACUGGGACAUCAAAAACCCCUAAUUUCUUUCACUCCACCUCCUCGUUUCUCCCUUUCCCGCGCCUAUCGCUCAUCAUCUUCUUCUUAAAGAUCCAAGCAGGAAGGAAUCCCGGCCCUCUCAUCGGUGAUCGAUAAUUAUGUCUAUAGAAGAAGACUACUGUUUGCUUCGUGAUGAGGAUGUUGUAACACCUCUUCUCAGGAUGGAGCUUGGAAAAGAGGCCCGAAGCUUGAUUCUAAAUGGCGUUCCACCUCAAUUAAUCGCUAAAGUUUUCGAAAAUGUUAGUCGUAAGGUCGUUAAGAAGAUCAACAAAUACGCUGUAAGCAUGGAGGAUUUUGACAUGAAAGACGUACUAUCCAAAUACUUUGCCACUCAACUUCCGACACAACUGUUUGAAUCUUCUCGAAGUCAUAUAGCAAACAUUAUUGUUGAUGCUGUCUAUGCUUCAGGAUAUGAUUAUGAGGGUGCUGGUCCUUAUGAGAUUGGUAUGGAUGAUUUUGAAGAUGGGUUCAACCUGAUUGGAAUAAAAAAGGUUUUGGGUGGUUGUGUGGAUAACUCUUUUUCUGUAGAAGGUAUCGGCAUCGUGUUUAAACCACAUGUUGAUGGUUUUGAGAAUCUGGAUGUGGUUGAGAAUUCAGAGAUCCUGAUCAUAAACGUCAAGCCUGAUCUAAAUUCCCAACUAAAGGAUAUGAGCCUUGAGUUCAUCCUAAUUGAUAUACUGAAGAAUCUUGUGAAGAAGCGUCCCAAGGUCGUUUUGACAAGUCAAGCUAUUGACAAGGAUACAAAAAAGGUUUGGGCAAAGCGAUGUAUAUAUUUUGCAGAUCUAGUUUCUGAAGAUGAUCUAGAUCGUAUUGCAGAAGCAACUUUGGCUAAAACGAUAUUCUACAACCAUAAAUAUCAACUAAGAAUACGUUUUGGGACUUGCAAGAGUUUUCAGCAAAAGAUAUAUGGAAAUGAAGUGUUUGGCAUAUUUAGUGGAUGUCCUAGAGGCAAGGCAGCCACUAUUGUUCUUUAUGGAAAUGACCAGUACAUUGAAGAAGCAGAGAUGUAUGUACGUGAUCUGAUCCCUGAAGUGAGGAGUGUCAUUAAGGAACACACAUUAGUUGAUGGUCGUAAAUUCUAUUACAAUCUAAUCCAAUAUGUACACGAAGAGGCAGACAAUGCAGACGAAGACUCAAAACCAAUUAUAAAUGCAUUUGCUAAAGCAAUUAAGGCUGUAUCAGAAUCAAGUCAGAUUCAUGCAAUCGCUCCUGGUGUGGAUACCGUUGUGUGGGAGCCACCAUCUGUAAAGUUUCAUGCCAUUCUUCGUGCUGCUGAUGUAGUCUGCAGUCAGUUACUCGACGACAGUUACUUAAAAAAGAUGAUGGGAGCAACAAGUUCAUAAUGGAAGACAAAACAAGUAAGAGGAAAAGAUGUCAAGCUGACAAUGUUUGUGUGCUUAUUACUAGUAUUUAUCAUGUUGACUUUGACUUAAUACCUACUUAAUCACUUCCUUGUGGUCUUCUAAGCACAAUUUGGUUUUGUAAUACUCUCUAAGCCCUUUCUUAUGUAGUCAUCUUUAUCUA
Molecule: messenger RNA, 1586 nt
Organism: Erigeron canadensis
Lineage: Eukaryota; Viridiplantae; Streptophyta; Magnoliopsida; Asterales; Asteraceae
Product: T-complex protein 1 subunit eta-like
Exons: 15
Coding region: 161-1405 (414 amino acids)
Biological process (GO): protein folding
Cellular component (GO): chaperonin-containing T-complex
Molecular function (GO): ATP binding; ATP-dependent protein folding chaperone
Source: RefSeq, a predicted model, not a curated record